This is a messenger RNA of Tinamus guttatus (white-throated tinamou), 1643 nucleotides long. RefSeq names its product BTB domain containing 3 (gene BTBD3). NCBI's taxonomy places the organism in Eukaryota, Metazoa, Chordata, Aves, Tinamiformes, Tinamidae. Gene Ontology annotation, biological process: neurogenesis; dendrite morphogenesis; cerebral cortex development. The record is from RefSeq and is a predicted model, not a curated record. Gene Ontology annotation, cellular component: cytosol. Gene Ontology annotation, molecular function: protein binding.
GAGCUAGUUAGGCUAUCUGGCUGUACAGACAAGUAUCCUCAUGGUAGAUGAGAAGGGAAAGAACAUGAAAUGUCUCACCUUCUUCUUGAUGCUUCCAGAGACGGUCAAGAACAGAUCCAAGAAGAGCUCUAAGAAGGGGAAUAGCAGCAGCAGCAGCAGCAAAUUGCCUCCAGUUUGCUAUGAGAUCAUUACCUUGAAGACCAAAAAGAAGAAGAAGAUGGCUGCUGAUAUUUUUCCCCGAAAGAAGCCGGCCAACACGAAUACAACUGCUGUCCAGCAGUACCACCAGCAAAACCUCAAUAACAACAACACCAUCCCAGCACCUAACUGGCAAGGACUUUAUCCAACCAUCAGGGAGAGGAAUGCGGUGAUGUUCAACAACGACUUGAUGGCAGAUGUUCAUUUUGUGGUGGGGCCACCAGGCGCGACCCAGCGGCUGCCAGGACACAAAUAUGUCCUCGCUGUUGGGAGCUCUGUGUUCCAUGCAAUGUUUUACGGAGAGCUUGCUGAGGACAAAGAUGAGAUCCGUAUACCAGAUGUUGAGCCUGCUGCUUUUCUCGCUAUGCUGAAAUACAUAUACUGUGAUGAGAUCGACUUGGCGGCAGACACCGUGCUGGCCACGCUCUACGCUGCAAAGAAGUACAUCGUCCCUCACCUCGCCCGCGCCUGCGUCAACUUCCUCGAGACGAGCCUGAGCGCCAAGAACGCCUGCGUGCUGCUUUCCCAGAGCUGCUUGUUUGAGGAGCCCGACCUGACCCAGCGCUGCUGGGAAGUGAUUGAUGCCCAAGCCGAGCUGGCUUUGAAAUCCGAGGGAUUCUGCGACAUCGAUUUCCAGACGCUCGAAAGCAUCCUCCGAAGGGAGACUCUGAAUGCCAAAGAAAUCGUCGUUUUCGAAGCAGCUCUGAACUGGGCCGAAGUCGAGUGCCAGCGGCAAGAGCUGACGGCCACCAUCGAGAACAAGCGCAAGGUGCUCGGGAAGGCGCUCUACCUGAUCCGCAUCCCCGCCAUGGCGCUCGACGACUUCGCCAACGGCGCCGCGCAGUCGGGCAUUCUGACCCUCAACGAGACCAACGACAUCUUCCUGUGGUACACGGCGGCCAAGAAGCCGGAGCUGCAGUUCGUGAGCAAGCCCCGGAAGGGCCUCGUUCCGCAGCGAUGCCACCGCUUCCAGUCCUGCGCCUACCGCAGCAACCAGUGGCGCUACCGGGGCCGAUGCGACAGCAUUCAGUUUGCUGUUGACAAGAGGGUGUUCAUCGCUGGCUUCGGCCUGUACGGCUCCAGCUGCGGCUCGGCAGAGUACAGCGCCAAGAUCGAACUCAAGCGGCAAGGAGUUAUACUAGGCCAGAACCUGAGUAAAUAUUUCUCGGAUGGUUCUAGUAACACUUUCCCCGUGUGGUUUGAAUACCCGGUGCAGAUUGAGCCUGACACCUUUUACACAGCUAGCGUGAUUCUGGACGGCAACGAACUAAGUUAUUUCGGACAAGAAGGAAUGACAGAAGUUCAGUGCGGGAAAGUGACGGUUCAGUUUCAGUGCUCCUCAGACAGUACCAAUGGCACUGGCGUGCAGGGCGGGCAGAUUCCCGAGCUCAUAUUUUAUGCUUGAGCAAAACUGUGUGGAGAAGCAGCUUUUGGCGACGAGGAAC